AUGUGGAAUGCGAAAGUCUUUUUGAAUGUAAUUCUCUGGCUCUCGUUUCUGCAGAGCGUUGCAUUGGGAAGUAAGAAAUACAUUGUAAGUUCGACCACGUGUAAGAUCGAAGAUGCGGAUCCCUUCGAUGCGGAGGUGAAGAAGAAUUUCGUGCGCUACAAGUAUAACCGCUGCUCUGCCCUGCAGCCUCUGACUUGGGUGGCAUACAACGAGAGCGUGCGGCGCUAUCAACUGUACGUCAAUUGGGAUGGCUUCAAGGAGUACUUGAAGUUGGACCUGGAUCUGACAGUUCCCUUGUCCGGGCCGCCCAAAUGUUGCUACAUGGCCGUGGAACGGCAAGCUGAGCUCAUUGACUUCGGCAAGCAUUGCCAGCAGUUUGCCAGUGGCGCCCAGCUGCCCGAUUCGACAAUUGGUUUCAUCGUGCGUUGCUAUGCGCAAGGCAAGCGCAUCUAUACGAAUGCACAUGCGACUGUGCCCGAGCAGCGAGAGGUACGGGAGCGCCUGACGCAGUGGGCAGAUCAACGUGGAGGCGAACAGCCAGCGCUCAGUGUGCUCCUGAUUGGCUUGGACAGCAUCUCCCGCCAGCAGCUGAUCCGUGCAAUGCCCAUGACCAAGCAGCAGCUCGAUUCCAGUGGCUGGUUCGAACUGGCAGGCUACAACAAGGUGGCAGGCAAUACAGUGCCCAAUUUGCUAGCUCUAACCACCGGCUACAAUCGUACCAGCGCCAUCUCCUUCUGCGAUCCACGCGAGGAGCUCGGAUUGGAGCGCUGUAAAUUCAUCUGGAAGCUCUACAAGCAGUUGGGCUAUGUGACGGCCUUCGGAGAGGACGAGACCCUCAACAACACAUUCAAUCCGAACUUGAAGGGCUUUCGCGAUGCGUCCGUGGAUUACCAUCUGCAUCCGUAUCUGAUGGCGGCCAAUCAGUGGCUGCACGUUAAAACUGAGGACUCUCAAACUUGUCUGGGCUUCCGUCCUUCGGCGGAGCAUGUUUAUGAGUAUGCUCUGGAAUUCGCACGUCGCUACCUCAACGACAGCUUCUUCGGCUUGUUCUGGACGAAUAUGCAUAGCCAAGGGGACAGCAUCUCCCGCACCGCUCUCAGGGAUGAGUAUAUGCUCGAGUACCUCAGCCGUUUGCGGAAUCACGGCAUUCURAAUCGGAGCAUUGUGAUCUUUCUAAGUGAUCAUGGUUUAAGGGCCGGUCCGACAUGGCAGACACCGCUUGGUUGGCUGGAGGAUCGUUUGCCGUUCCUAUACAUAUGGCUGCCGCUUCAUCUGCAAGAAUCCCAUCCAGAAUUUGUGAAGGCUUUGAAAGUGAAUCGGAAACGUUUGACAAGUCCAUAUGAUUUGUAUGCCACAUUGAAGCACAUACUCCGCAUAGGGAGUCAGAAUCAUUUAGACGAGCUGCUGGGCGACUCCCUGGACUGCCCCAAUUGCCAGAGCGUCUUUCUGCCAAUUUCCAGCAAUCGAACCUGCUCGGAUGCUGGCAUCUCGGAUCAUUGGUGUGCCUGCAGAUCGUACAAUAGAUACAAAAGAUUUUUGGAGAGGGAUUACUUAAUGGCCGCCCUGAUGGUGCAGCAUGUGAAUAAUAGGUAUGAUAGCUAUGCGAGUAGGAAAUUCGCCGGUCGCUGCCAGCCCCUUACUUUGGCUAACAUCACGAAAGCCUAUUUGGGGAGGCCUCAUAAAGCGGAUAGGUCAGGCAUUUCCCUCCAUCGUAUACAGGUUAUGAUGGCACCCACGCUUUCCACUUAUGAGGGAACCAUAUUGUUCAAUAACAGCUCCAAAGAAAUGCAGAUCUCGGACAUUAGUCGUAUGGACAAAGUAAAGCCCAGCUGCCUUGGCGAACAAUUUCGAAUUGUAAUUUGCAGUUGUCGAUAA
Drosophila arizonae is the source of this 1875-nucleotide messenger RNA. RefSeq lists its product as uncharacterized. The record is from RefSeq and is a predicted model, not a curated record. Lineage: Eukaryota; Metazoa; Arthropoda; Insecta; Diptera; Drosophilidae.